AUGCCGCUCAGACCCCCGACUGCCCUGGAGGUGGUCCUUCUGUGUUCCAGCCGCUCAGACCCCCGACUGCCCUGGAGGUGGUCCCUCUGUGUUCCAGCCGCUCAGACCCCCGACUGCCCUGGAGGUGGUCCCUCUGUGUUCCAGCCGCUCAGACCCCCGACUGCCCUGGAGGUGGUCCCUCUGUGUUCCAGCCGCUCAGACCCCCGACUGCCCUGGAGGUGGUCCCUCUGUGUUCCAGCCGCUCAGACCCCCGACUGCCCUGGAGGAGGCUCUGCAUUCCUCCUCAGCAGCGGAACACUCGAGUCGGUGUCUGAACCCGAGACCAGUUUCCAGAGUAUUUUACCUUUGUCUCGGUGUGAAACUCAAGAACAGGUCGAGCCCUCGGUGCAAGCGGCGUUUGGACGAGUGAAGUUUGAGCGGAUUUUAGCCACAGUCGUCGGCAGGUCAUGGUCAGACGAGGCCAGGUCUAAGAAGUGUGUAAACAGGAGGAGCACGAGGCUGCAGCAGCGGGAACACAACAACCCCGAGACCAGGAGGAGCACGAGGCUGCAGCAGCGGGAACACAACAACACCGAGACCAGGAGGAGCAUGAGGCUGCAGCAGCGGGAACACAACAACACCGAGACCAGGAGGAGCACGAGGCUGCAGCAGCGGGAUCACAACAACACCGAGACCAGGAGGAGCACGAGGCUGCAGCAGCGGGAUCACAACAACACCGAGACCAGGAGGAGCACGAGGCUGCAGCAGCGGGAUCACAACAACACAGAGACCCGGACAAAAAACAUGUAUUCUACAGAAACCCUGCAUGAUAUCUACCGGGACCGAAAUAAAAAGGAGCUUGCUUGGAGGAGGGUUAGCGAGGUGGUUGGUGUCUCGGUGGAAGUUUGCAAAAAGCGGUGGAAGAAUCUGAGGGACACAUAUGAGGUGCUGAAGAUACUGCCACCACCACACAAGGACACCAGCCGCGCAGAUAAAAGGCUUAGUCAGCUCCACUCAGGACGCAUCAACACACGCCCUGGGUGUGAAGACCUCCUGCUGUGUGCCCUUGAGCAGGACACCAUCUGCUCGCUCAGCAGGACACAGGGCACAGGAGGUGGUGAUUCCCAGAGAGCUGAAGCUUUCGGAGGGUAUUUUUUGCUCUACCCGGCCGACCCCCUCACCCUCCCUCACCCUCCCUCACCCCCCUCACCCCCCUCACCCUUCCUCACCCCUCCUCACCCCUCCUCACCUCCCUCACCCCCUCACCCCUCCUCACCCCCCUCACCCCUCCUCACCCCCCUCACCCCUCCUCACCCUCCCUCACCCCUCCUUACCCUCCCUCACCCCUCCUCACCCUUCCUCACCCCUCCUCACCUCCCUCACCCCCCUCACCCCUCCUCACCUCCCUCACCCUUCCUCACCGUCCCUCACCCCUCCUCACCUCCCUCACCCUUCCUCACCCCUCCUCACCCCUCCUCACCUCCCUCACCCCCCUCACCCCUCCUCACCUCCCUCACCCUUCCUCACCGUCCCUCACCCCUCCUCACCUCCCUCACCCCUCCUCACCUCCCUCACCCUUCCUCACCCCUCCUCACCCCUCCUCACCUCCCUCACCCUUCCUCACCCCUCCUCACCCCUCCUCACCUCCCUCACCCCCCUCACCCCUCCUCACCUCCCUCACCCUUCCUCACCGUCCCUCACCCCUCCUCACCUCCCUCACCCUUCCUCACCCCUCCUCACCCUCCCUCACCCCUCCUCACCCCCUCACCCUUCCUCCACGAGCUACAAGAGGCAGGGGGGGGGGGGGGGCUGUGUGCUGCCGCCACUGAAGAGAACCCUCUCCCCUCUAUGCUCGGGCAUCGUCCUUCUGGCUUUUGUUCCGACAAACUCAUUACGGAACACAGACCUGAAUGGGGAGAGCACAGACCGGUGCGUCUGGGGCUGAAUGGAGAGAACACAGACCCGUCUCGGGCUGAAUGGAGAGAGCACAGACCCGUCUCGGGCUGA
Knipowitschia caucasica is the source of this 1986-nucleotide messenger RNA. The record is from the annotation of a GenBank genome assembly. NCBI's taxonomy places the organism in Eukaryota, Metazoa, Chordata, Actinopteri, Gobiiformes, Gobiidae.